Messenger RNA from Aedes albopictus (Asian tiger mosquito), 1323 nucleotides. RefSeq lists its product as uncharacterized. NCBI's taxonomy places the organism in Eukaryota, Metazoa, Arthropoda, Insecta, Diptera, Culicidae. The record is from RefSeq and is a predicted model, not a curated record. The coding region runs from base 1 to 1323 and encodes 440 amino acids. The transcript has 3 exons.
AUGGUACCACAACAAGACGUAAAGCUGGCACGGUAUGAGUUCUUCCAGUGUCAACAAGAAGCCAUCACUCCGGGCGGCGAGCCAGAAAGCAUGACUCAGUUCAUAAAUCGAGCGCGUGAGCUGGUAAAAUCGUGCAAUUUCGGCAACCUUGGGGAUGAAAUGCUACGUGACAAAAUUAUCAUGGGCAUCCGUGACGUGUCCCUCAAGAAACGAUUCAUCGAACAACAGGACUUGACUUCAGCGAUGGUAAUCCAGCGAUGCCAAACGGAGGAGGCAACACGAGCAGAAAUGGAGCGCAACAAUUUGUUCGGCCAGGCCACCUCAUCUCACGCCGUCAACAAGCUGGCGAGAAAACCGAAAAAGUGCGCAUUCUGUGAUAAGGAGUAUCACAAAAAGUUGUCCGACUGCCCUGCCCGAGGAACUGUAUCGAAGGAGGAAGUUCCGGAAAGCAGCGAUGAAAGUGAUGUCGAAUCGGUCACAACAGUCCAGUAUCUGUACAGCUUAAAGCAGGACGACGAACAACUAUUAACAGCAAGCCUGACAUUCUUCAGUGCGAACAAGCAACCUGUUCCGGCGAAGUGUAUUUUGGAUACUGGGGCAACAUGUAACGUUAUCGGAAUCAACAAUGCGAAGCGCAUACUAAACGCGAAACAGCUCAAAAUGGACAAACAGCAGGCGACCAUGAAGGUGUUUGGUGGUGGCACUCUCAAGUCUUUGGGAAGAGUCAUUAUCAAGUGCGUCCACAAUGAGAACAAUUACAACACGGUGUUCCACGUCGUCGAUUUCGAACAACAGCCGCUACUUUCCCGGAAUAAGUGUCUACAACUCAAAUUGAUCCAACUGUGUUUGACGAUCACGAGCGAUCAUACUUCUGCUGUACAGCAAGUCAUCGAAAAAUACCCUGCAGUGUUCAACGGUCUGGGCAAUUUGGAAGGCAGUGUACAUCUUGAGGUGGACAAAAGCGUGAAGCCGGUAGUUCAACAACCUCGCCGGAUUGCUGUGACGUUAAGAGACGAGUUACGCAGAACAAUAACAGAGAUGGGACGUGAAGGAAUAAUCGUCGAGGAAAAGCAUAACACAGACUGGGUCAGCAAUCUAGUUCUGGUCAAGCGGAACAACAAGAUUCGGAUGCCGACCGUGGACGAGCUACUACCUGAGCUCUCAAAUGCGAAAGUGUUCACCACGGUAGACGCCAAAUGCGGCUUCUGGCAGAUCAGCUUAGACGAAGAAAGUUCUCGACUAACGACGUUCUGGACGCCUUUCGGACGCUACCGAUGGCUCCGAAUGCCGUUCGGUAUAUCACCAGCACCCGAAAUUUUUUAA